CUGACUUUAUUUAAAUAUAGAAUAUUCAAUAGAGCAGAAUAUUUGUCAAUUUUACACUAUAUAAUAUAUCAUCAUGUAGUUAUUUUGUGUAACUUCUUAUAUCUAUUAUAACAGAGUAAUAAUACUGACCUGUUUUGUGGAUGUAACUGUAAAUGAAUAAAAAUGUCAUUCUUUAAUAAAUAAAACGUUGUAAUCAUUAGCAUUUUGCUGUGGUGUAAGAGCAGUAAAACACUUGCGGACGUGCUGUUGUAGGAAAAUAAUCAGUAACUCCGCUUCAUCGCUCCACUCUGUUGACUAUUUUCCUACAACAGCAUGACACACAGUGUUUUAUUCCUUACAUAAACUACUAAUAACAGUAAACUAAACUAUAAUUAAUCAUUCUUACUACUUACGGCUUACCGAAUAGUUAUGGAUUUACGAUAUUUUAAAAGCGUAAUCAAUUAUUUCAAUGUAUAUUGUGCUGGUAAGUAAACAAAUCGGUCAGUAAAUCAUCUCCUGUGUGGUUUGAUGAGUGUAUGAUGCGUUCGGGAAGAUGGGCAGUGAUGUCAAAGGCGGAAACGUGAACCGGGUCGGCUCUCUGCAGGAGUGUUUGUCUGUUGAAGGCCCUGGAUUUGGAGGACAAUACUGCCAGGUCUUCCUCAAACAGGGGGCGCUGGACUAUUUUGUAGGUAUUUGUGUGCCUGAUUCCUGCGAUGAAGCAGACGUGAGCACGCUUAUUGUCUACGAAGAUUUUCUACAGGGUCAAACCCCCUUCAUUACUUCUGUACCGGAUCUGUUCAUAUCAGAACCCACAUUGGGAAUUUUUAUGACUCAUUGUAUCAGAAACAACAUUACACCUGAUCUGUCUGCUGUAGUGUGUCUGUGUGUGUGUAUCACGAUGAUGGCUCUGCCUCUUGUGGUGACCAUCUAUGUAGCUGUGGUCCAGUGGAAUAAAAAAAAAGAAGCGCAGUCAAACGUUGACGCCGCAAACUACGGAGCGAUUCUGGCCAACAGUUCAGCCAAUCAGAGCAAAGAAUGCAUUUUACUCCAAAACACACAAGUGCAGGAGUGCGACAAAGAGGGGGAGCAGGAGGGUCAAGACACAGGCAAUGCCCCCCCACGACCACCACCAUCACCAUUUCAAUAUGUGGAAUUAUUGGUGAAAAUUAAGCCAGAGUCAUUUCUUCUCUGUGUCUCAUGUGUCUGUCUCGCAGGCCGUGUGAUGUCGUUCCUGCAUUCGCUUUCCGUCCGGUUCAGUGGUGUGUGUUUCGGUGACGGUGUGGGUGACGGUGUGUGUUCCAGAAGCAGUUAUCCAUGUCUCAAUGGUGUUCGCAUUUUCAGCCUCUUCUGGAUCAUCUGUGGACAUACGGUGCAGCUCAGCUCUUGGAGCGGCCUCGAUAACAGAAAGCGAUGGAGAGUGGCCGUGGAGAGCAAUCCUCUGUAUGUGGUGGCCUUUAGUGGACCGGUUUAUCUUGCUGUCGAUACUUUUUUAUUACUCAGUGGACUCCUGAGUGCCAAAUCUUUUCUUGGCUGCAUCCAGAGAUCAGAGGACAAGCCGAACCUCCGACUGAUCGCUCAUUUCCUGUUCAGGAGAUUCAGGAGGAUCCAGCCGCUGCACCUCUUCAUCGUGUGUGCGAUCGUCACACUCUUCUCAUUUCUCCGUAAUGGUCCAUUCUGGUUCACAGCUGAAGACCAAAUAGUGAACUGUAAGGCGUUCUGGUGGUCCAACCUGCUGCUCAUCAACAACCUGUUCACCAUCACACACACGUGUGCGCCGUGGACCUGGUACCUCUCAGUCGAUUUCCAGUUCUAUGCAGCGACACCAUUCCUCAUUUGUCUCUACAUGCUGAAUAAGUGUGUGUUUGUGAGUGUGGCCUUCACUCUGUUGGCAAUGUCGUGCAUUUCCAGUGCUUUAAUCACGGCAUUUCUACACUUACCCGUUCACCAACCGACAACUCUUGAAUAUGAAAGUUACUUUGAGUAUUACUACAACAAGCCGUACACCAGAUACGGUCCGUACCUGCUCGGCGUCCUCACAGGAAUUUACAUGGUGACCAAGAAAGAAGCUCUUAUAAAGCAGAGGCGGCAGGCGGCUGCUGGUUGGCUCAUCUCACUGUCUGUCAUGGCCGUGAUAGUGGGAUCCGCUUACAUGCUGAGGGGUCAGGGGUCACCGGGUCAUGCUGUGUAUCAGGGGCUCCAUCGCUCGUUGUGGGCUCUCACCGUGGCCUGGCUCAUCCUUGCCUGUGAGGAGGGAUAUGGAGGCUUUGUGAAUAGGUUCUUGUCCAUGCGUGUGUGGGUUCCUCUGUCCAACAUCAGCUUUGCUUGCUACCUUGUUCACCCUCUUCUCAUUUUACUCUACAACUCCAAACAGGAAACUCUCAUCCACUACACAGACCUCAACUUCUUGUAUCUGUUCCUCGCUCACUCGGCCCUUACUGUGGUUCUAGGUUGGGUUCUCACUGUGCUGAUUGAGAAGCCCUAUCAGCUCCUGAGCUCAUCUAAAGCAUAAACACAACAUAAAAAGUGUCUUUUUAGUAGUUAGUAUUCAGUUUGGUUUGGUAUUUAUUUUGUUUAUUCAAUUUAAAAUUUCUUUUAAUUUAAUUUUUUUUAUUUUACCUGAUGAAGAUUAACCCAAAAUGUGACUUUAGUACAUUAUAAUAAUAUAAUACAAUCCUAUACAUACAUGCGUACAUUGUACAUGGCAAUAACGCAGAAUUAAUUUCAUGAACUGGUGUGGGGUUUUUAUUUACUACAGUUACAUUACUGUACAUAUUAGUUAUUAUUGAUUAUAACCAAGUAUUAUAUAACAAAAUUAUUACAAUAAUAAUGUAAUUAUAAUAAGGAUGUGGGCAACAAGUUUUUUUGUUUUUUUUUGAAGACGGUUUAUAUAACAAAGCAUAUAAAUUAUUUACAGAUACAAAAGUGGCAACCAGUUCAAUCUAAAUAUAAUUUGGGGAAAAUAAAUGAAAUAAAAACAGUUUAUAAUGAAAAGUAUUUUACAGUAGACAGUCAUAUAGAGACAGAUGAGUAAACCUAAACAGGUCAUGCAUUUAAUAGUGAAUGGUUUUUUGUUGUUGUUUUUUUCCCAGGCACAACACAGAUCAAAUGCUAAAAAAAUUAGAUUUCGUGUUAUCAAAAACACGUGAGCACAUUUGGAUCAAACCUAAUUUAAAGUAACACCAGAUAAUGUUCUACUGAAAUAAACUCAGGUUGUUGUGAGACAGCGUCCUCUUGUGGACGUUUUGGGGAAAUUUGUAGAUGAUUCUGUAUUGAUUAAGGAACAAGAAGAAUAAUUUACCAAUAAAAAUCAUCACAGCUGGA
Molecule: messenger RNA, 3300 nt
Organism: Ictalurus furcatus (blue catfish)
Lineage: Eukaryota; Metazoa; Chordata; Actinopteri; Siluriformes; Ictaluridae
Gene: oacyl
Product: O-acyltransferase like
Exons: 14
Coding region: 533-2488 (651 amino acids)
Molecular function (GO): acyltransferase activity, transferring groups other than amino-acyl groups
Source: RefSeq, a predicted model, not a curated record